Prosopis cineraria is the source of this 2460-nucleotide messenger RNA. RefSeq names its product glycosyltransferase family 92 protein RCOM_0530710-like. Bases 230 to 2029 code for a protein of 599 amino acids. NCBI's taxonomy places the organism in Eukaryota, Viridiplantae, Streptophyta, Magnoliopsida, Fabales, Fabaceae. The transcript has a single exon. The record is from RefSeq and is a predicted model, not a curated record.
AAAUGAAGAAUGAGCCCGUCGUUGGGAAUCCGUAUGCCAAUUUAUGUCACUUUUGACGGCUCAACCAUAAUCCCUUUCACUUCCACUCAUUCCACAGAAUCUCAAUUUCCUUCUUCCUUCUUCACUUAACCUUUUAAUUUCCUUAUUUAAUCCUUUUUUUGAGUUUUCCCCCAACCCCAUCACCUUCUUCUCUUCUUCUACAACUUGCAGAAAACUCGGUAAAGAAAAAAUGGAGGCGUUGGAGGCACGCCGGAAGAGGAAGCGUAUGGUGAGGUCAUUGUGGAGUAAUUUUUAUAUUUUAUCUACAAGAUCACUUUUUCUCUGCUUCUUCUUCUUCUUCUUCCUCUUCUUCUUCUCCAUAUCCUCCGAUCAUCGCUUCUCCUUUCGCUUUCGUCCCUCCCUCUCUUCUUCCUCCUUCUCCCUUCUUUAUAACUCCGCAAGUCACUCCAUUGUUCAUUCUUUGACUUUCAACCAAACUUUUCUCCGCCUUCCCUUCACGCUCCAACACCGCAUACUCUUCCCCGAUCACCUACUUCUCGUCGCUACCGGCGGCGAAAUUCCCCGGAGCAGCGAACUCGAGUGUGUUUACCACAAGCUCGGGAAUCUUUCCGAGCAAGAUAACAACCCUGUUCUCGGUGUUCUUUCUCAACCAGUAAUUUCGACGGAGCGGUACACCGAGUUAAAGUUUAUCGUCCGGUGCCCGAUUCCUCCGACCAACUAUUCGGCCGCCGCCGUUUAUUUGCGACGGCGCGGCGGCGAGUUUGGUGAUAAGCACCGAAGUUGGGAGUUGCCGACGAAACUGACGACUCAUUCUUGGAAUAAUUUAGCUUACGAGGCGUAUUUAGAUGGAGACACCGUCGUUGUUUUCGUUAAGGGACUCAAUCUCCGACCCCACCAGAUAUCCGACCCGACCCAAUUCCGAUGCCAUUUCGGGUUCAAGAAUCUGGACAAACCCGGCGGAUUCAUCUUCAAAACGAAAGCGAUCUCCGCCGCACAAGAAGUGAUCCGGUGUUCGUUACCACGGAGCAUCGCGUACAACGCGAAUAAAGCUCAGGGCUUUCGGGUCACCGUGAGCCGCUCUCUUCAAAACCGAAGACGUCCGAUCAAAAAUCUCAUGCCAUCAGUGGCCACAAUUGAGAACGGAGUGAUGAAGACGACAACGAUGACGAAGAAGAAGAAGCACGAGCUGUGUGUCUGUACUAUGGUGUGGAACCAAGCCUCUGCUCUGAAGGAGUGGAUCAUGUAUCAUUCAUGGCUGGGAGUAGAACGAUGGUUCAUCUACGACAAUAACAGCGACGACGACAUCGAAAACGUAAUCGACGAUCUCAACCUCGAAGGCUAUAACGUUAGCAGGAUGAUCUGGCCAUGGAUUAAGACCCAGGAAGCCGGCUUUUCCCACUGCGCGUUAAGAUCAAAGCAAGAAUGCAACUGGGUCGGCUUCUUCGACGUUGACGAGUUCUUCUUCCUCAAAAACAGAGGCCACCAGAACGCACUCAAAUCACUGAUCUCCAACUUCUCGUCGUCGUCGGAACUCGCAGAGAUAAGAACAGCAUGUCAUAACUUCGGACCUUCUGAAUUAACAUCGCUUCCUAAACGAGGAGUGACUACAGAAUACACGUGUCGAAUGAAGAACUCAGAGAGGCACAAAUCCAUUGUUAAACCAGAAAUGCUGGACACGAGUCUAUUGAACGUGGUUCACCAUUUUCAGCUGCAGGAAGGAAUAUGGUCGGUGCAGGUGAAGGAAGGAGAGGGAGUAAUAAACCAUUACAAGUAUCAAGUUUGGGAGAGAUUCAAAGAUAAGUUUUUGAGGAGAGUGGCGACGUAUGUGGUGGAUUGGCACGAGGACAAGAACAAGAGGUCCAAGGACAGAGCACCUGGACUAGGAACACAGGCCGUAGAACCACCUAAUUGGAGAUUCAGGUUUUGUGAGGUCUGGGACACUGGUCUGAAGGACUUUGUUCUCUCUCAUUUUGCUGAUCAUCAAUCUGGGAUCCUUCCAUGGGAAAAAUCCACUCAAGAAGUACAGUAACCAUACCUUGAACUUGGAUCUUCUGAAAUUAAAGCGUGAUUUACUGGACACAGGUUUUGUGUGUCUCUUCAAAUUUGCUCUGAAGUUGAUGAGUUGACCUCCACACUGCCUCCAGGAAUUGCUGAAGUUUUACAUUUCCCCCCUCUCUCCCUAGAAUUGAUUUAUUGCUUUCUGGGGCCUUUCAAUGAAAACAGUUUUAUUUUUACACUCUUAUUUAUCUGACAAAUAUGUUUAACAGGGGAAACGUAGUUGGAGGGCUCACAUACUUGUAUAUCCUUUAACAAUGUGAAUGUAACUCCCCUGUUCUUGCCCCUUUUGUUUUUUUAUUUUAUGGCCCCGCGUGAUGCUGCUUGUUAAACAGCAUAUCAUUUGAUUCAGUGGCUCAUGUGAUUGUGUGUGUGUAUGUUUGGAUAUUUUAAUUGUGACAAGAA